Ogataea haglerorum is the source of this 1686-nucleotide messenger RNA. RefSeq lists its product as uncharacterized. The transcript has a single exon. The record is from RefSeq and is a predicted model, not a curated record. The coding region runs from base 1 to 1686 and encodes 561 amino acids. Lineage: Eukaryota; Fungi; Ascomycota; Pichiomycetes; Pichiales; Pichiaceae.
AUGCACAUAAUUUUGCUUCGUCAUGCCUCUAGAGCGGACAAAGAUGACUCUGAUUGGUUUUCACCGAAAUCUGAUCUUAGAAUUUACAGACCCGAUCAUUGGCUUGCAGCAUACGAUCCCCCCUUAAACCCCUUUCUAGCUCUCAAAGAGGUUGAGUUAGCCUACAAAAAGAUCUCAUCUCACAUUCCAUCCGCAUCAAGAGUAUUUAUGCACUGUUCGCCAUAUAAUCGCUGUGUUCAAACUGCCAGACUUCUAUCAAAGCAUUUUGUACAUACAGAUUCAGGUAUCCAGUCGCAAGCAAAUCCAGCAAUCCAACGGACAUUAAAGCUUAGGAUAGAUCUAGGUUUAUCCGAAUGGCUGAAUGAAAACUUUAGACUGGACUAUCUUCCACCGAAUGAUGGGGGAGCAUCCAUGAUAAGUAAUGUAAACCUUUACUUUGAAAAUGCGGUCAAUUCUUUAUCGCCGUCAGAUGAUGGAAACAGUGAACUGAAAGUGCUCAAAGAUCCUGACUGGCUUCACAACAAAUUUGGAAAAUGUGGAGAUUAUGGAGAACUACCAUCAGAAUUUCAAUUGCGAUGUGCUAAUUAUCUUGGUGAUCUUGUGCAAUUUUAUGAAACUCAUGUCCCUGAAGAGCUUAAAGAAGAGUCAGUUAUACUGAUUAUAACUCAUGGAGCUCUUGUCUCUACGUUUCUGCAGCUUAUUUUGGGGCGUCGAAACUAUAGUGAAAUUCCAGUUUGCACUCCAAUAUAUCUCAAAAAUGGACAGCCGGAAUGUUACCUUUUCAAAGAUUAUGACUUCAACCUGAAAUCAUUUGUUCCUGUUACAAAAGAUCAAGAAAUCUAUUAUCUUCUUAAUACGGAAUUCAAACUGACAGAUUUAAAUAGUAAGGCAACAAUCCAAGAUCAGUCACCAAUAUUUAUAAAAGACAUUUCAAGAUCUGAAUCGCACAGCAGUCAAACUAUUCAUCGACCGAGAAGCAGAACGAUCAAUGCGGUCGGUCCGGGAACUGACUCAAAUAAUAAAAAGGUCGCUCCGCUACGUCAGGUUAGGUCAUCAAGACAGCUUCAUUUGAUGGGCAAUGCCACAAAAGGGAAAAUACUAGACUUGAACAAACUUCAGGGGUUUUUGGGGGUAACCUCCGAUUCAGAUGACGAAUCAGACGUCCAAAUAUGUAGUCAAGACUCUUCUUGUUCUGAAAUCGACGUUUCAAGCUCUGUUUUGCAUUUGCGAGAAGCUAUUAUAGAAAAAAGCUCAAAUACUUCCCAUGACAUUGCUGGAGACAGAAAUUCCGUCUUAAAAAUUAAAAAUUCGGGUUUUCCAAUUUCGCUUCAAGCUGGUUUUGAAAAUUUACAUGGAAAACGCGAGCGUUGGACAGAGGCCUCUUGCAAAGAGAACCGAUCAUCAAGUAAUUACACUACCAUUCUUGAAAGCAAAGAAGAUUCAAUAACUGAAGAGAUGAGCGAAAAUGAUGAUUUUAGUUCUGAAAUAUUGCCGUUCGUACGGCCCAAUAAUAAAAAGUCCAAAGAGGAUAAUCCUGUGCUUAAAAACCCUGACACAUAUCGAAUUGCUGAGAAAUCUAAAGGGUCUUUAAAGAGAAUUCUUUAUGGUUCUCCCACCAAACAGACGCAGCUUGGCGAAGACAACCUGACUUGGCUUGGAAGUAAUAUGAAAAACCAGGUUGCAUGA